Molecule: messenger RNA, 708 nt
Organism: Oryza brachyantha (malo sina)
Lineage: Eukaryota; Viridiplantae; Streptophyta; Magnoliopsida; Poales; Poaceae
Product: NADH dehydrogenase [ubiquinone] 1 beta subcomplex subunit 9
Exons: 5
Coding region: 92-433 (113 amino acids)
Biological process (GO): mitochondrial electron transport, NADH to ubiquinone
Source: RefSeq, a predicted model, not a curated record
GUCCGUCUCCUCUUCCGAUGCUUCCCCAUCCGAAUCCCACCACACCACACCAUCGCAGGGAGAAGCGGCGGCGGCGGCGGCGGCGAGGUCGAUGGCGACGACGGCGGGAUUCCUGGCGCGGCGGGCGGCGCAGAAGGAGCGGGUGCGGCUGCUCUACCGCCGCGCCCUCAGGGACACCCUCAACUGGGCCGUCCACCGCCACCUCUUCUACCAGGACGCGUCGGAUCUCAGGGACAAGUUCGAGGCCAACAGACAUGUGGAUAAUCCGGACGUGAUCGAUAGGCUUAUUGAUGACGCCGAAGCGCAGUACAGGAAUUUCCAGCAUCCCGAUCCCUACAUCGUCCCAUGGGCUCCUGGUGGCAGUAAAUUCACAAGGAACCCUCCUCCACCUAAAGGGAUUGAGAUUAUCUACAACUAUGGAAAAGAAGACUGAUAAACAAGAGUCUUGCUGCAUCUGGGAGCAGAACAUGGCAUCACCAUGGUGCAAAGAACUUACUUUCCCUUUUCCAGUUGAUAACGUGCAAUCGACCUGUUGUAUGAUCAAUAAGAAUGAAAUGCUACUGGUCUGUCACCUUCUUUGUUUUGUUUUUCAUCAGCUAGUGCAUUUUUACAUACACAUUGCUAUCGUUUCUCUUUCAGUUAAGCAUAAACUGCUGAGCCAGUUACGCUUCGAUUGAUCUAAUAUGUGGCAUUUGGUUUUCACCGUGA